GGCGGGGCGGGAAGCCCGAGGGCAGCCGGGGGAGGGAGGAAGCCGAGAGCGGCCCCGGCCAUGGCCACGGCCCCGGCGGGCUCGGCCUCAGCCUCGGGCUGCCCCCCGGAGCUGGCCGCCGUGCCCAUGGUGGCGCUCAACUACGGCGUGCGGCGCCGCCUCGGCCUCUACCUCAACCCCCGCACCGCCGCGGCCGCCGACUGGACGGCGCUGGCCGAGGAGCUGGGCUGCGAGUACCUGGAGAUCCGGCGGCUGGAGGCGCUCCCCGACCCCACCGGGGCGCUGCUGGACGAGUGGCAGAGCCGCUGCCCCGGCGGGGCCACCGUGGGCCGCCUGCUCGAGCUCCUGCACCGCCUGGAGCGCCACGACGUCUUGGUUGACCUGGCCGCCAGCGUGGAGGAGGACUGCAAGAAGUACUUGAAGAGGAAGCAGCAGCAAGCCGACCAGCCGCUGCAGGUGCCGGCGGUAGACAGCAGCGUGCCGAAGACGUCGGAGCUGAUGGGCAUCACCACCAGGGACGAUCCGUACGGGAACGGAACAGAGCUGUUUGAUGCCUUCAUCUGCUACUGUCAGAAAGACCUUCAGUUUGUCCAGGAGAUGAUCAGAGAGCUGGAACAAACAGAGUUCAAACUGAAGCUCUGUGUCUUUGAUCGGGAUGUCUUGCCAGGAACGUGUGUGUGGUCCAUCAGUGGAGAACUUAUCGAAAGGAGGUGUCGGAGGAUGGUGGUCGUCAUUUCAGACGAUUACCUGGAAAGCGACGAAUGUGAUUUUCAGACCAAAUUUGCUCUUAGUCUUUCCCCAGGCGCUCGUCUCAAACGGCUGAUUCCAGUGAAGUGCAAAGCCAUGAAGAACGAGUUUCCAAGUAUCCUGCGGUUCAUCACAAUCUGCGAUUACACCAAUCCUUGCACCAAAAAAUGGUUCUGGACAAGACUGGCAAAAUCCCUCAUGCUGCCGUGACACAAAGUUACGAGUGCUGGCUGCUCUUUUUUAAUUUAUCCUGCCUGUGCCUUCGGACCACGGUGUCGCUCACGCAGUGCCUUUCACCACUGCAGAACUUGGAUCCUCACAAUCAGUGUUUGGAGCCUGCGACUGGGAGCAAAGAAUUUUCUCUUUUUCUUAACUUGUAAGGGGAGAUAAAGGAACUGCCCAGGUGUUCCUGUUGGAGUCAGUGAGCAACAGCGUCCAGCAUUUCGUGUAGUAAGAACUUGUAGUGGAGAUAUAGGAAAUACACAUUUAAAAACUGAGUCACGAACAUGGGAAGGCCACUUGUAAGCGUUUAAUGAGACCCGGGAACAUAAAAUGCUGGUAUAAGAUAAGAAAUGAUAAAAGCCUCAAACUGCAGGCGUUUUUAACCGAAAUUGUCAUGCCAUUUUAAAAGCUCUCUAAGGGCUAUAGUGACGUUUAGGGUUGGUGUCUUUUUAACAUGUCAGUGAAAUCCCACGGCUGCUCAGUGAUCCGCAGGAGGGGAGGCUUCGGACUCUGGUUCCCCCUUGGGGAAUGGCCAGCACCAGAAUGACCAAUUUCGGCACCAAAAUUGACCACAUCUUAUGAUCUGCGCUGCAGCCCGGCUUUUGGGCAGCACAGGGGAAUGUGUGCGCUCAGACCCUGGCCUGUCUUUGUUUCCCUUGGCCGUUGUUUGCAAAAGAACGGAAUAUUUUAAUUGUCAAAGCAAUGCAAAGAAAUGAAUGGUUCUACCUCUGUUCGUAGCAAUAUCAGCAAAAUCAGCGCCGUUAUCCUUGCAGUUGGAACCAGUGCAGAAUCACUGAACUCAGAUUUAUUUUCUGCGGAUGUUUCCAUCCUUAAGCUCUAUCACAGGAUUCCCGUUCCGUGUUCAUUUACAGCGUAAAUCCCUUGACACUUGCACUUUCCGAGGUAGUUCCCCAGAUUUGACAGAAGUGAUUUUUUUUGCUCAUCGAAGCGAGAACUGCGAGGAAGGACACGCUCUUGCAGCGUGUCUGCCUGUGUUCAGGUGACAUGUGAUUAAGCAGCGUGUCUUACACCAGGGUUUUAUAUUCCCAGACCUUGUUAAAUGUUUACAACAGACGCACUCGUUAGUAGAGAAUCAGUCUUUAAAUCUGUAUGUUCAGGGGAAGGCCUUGCUACAUAAAGUGCAGGAUGCUUUUGCUCAUCGACUGGAACAGGAACAGAGCUGGGCACCUACGUGGGUCCGGCUCUUAAACUGUGUGACCUUUAAGAGCCUGCCAGAAGUACAUCAGCUUUUGGGAUGCCUCAAAGGCACAGGGAUAAAUAUCAAAUAAAAAGCGUACUGAAUUAUAGAUCGGGCUGUUUAAAUUAUAAAAGAUAAUGUUCCCAUAAUAGGAAAGAGCAUAUUCGAAUUAACCAGCGGAGUCACUAGAGUGUGGGCAAGAAUUCUGCCCCAAGUAGUGUUUUCAAGUGACCUAUUGGUAUAUUAAACAGAUUUUCACUAAAUAUUUACCCACUAAUUGGGAAGAGGGGAAUCUUGCUUACAUAUCUGCAGUUGCUUGAACUCUGCCACUUUGUUCCUUACUUCAGCCCCUGACUCAUGUUGAUUUUACAACUUAAUGGUUUACUAGUUUACAUUUUUAAGGUGGAUUUUAUUUUUUUUUUAAAAGAUAUGCUUUAAAGCAUUACCAGGGCUGAGUUCCUCAGACGGGAAUGUAUGCACAAGUCUCUCCCUCACCCACACCAUAAAUGAAUGUUCGCUUACCAGGGGUUGCUGCAAAGCCCUGGGAAUGUGCUGCUGCUGCUUCCUCCUGGCUGGGAGCAGUCAGUCCUUGAUUUGAACCCAGCAACACUUGGGGACACGUUUUAUGGGGCAGCUGGGGACUGCAAACUGGGUAUUUUUCAGUCCCUUCUACAAACACAACUGCUGCCAUCGUGCCAAGGUGCCAUUUGCAUCUUCCUGUCUUGUUAGCUCCAAUAAGAAGCCCCCCGGGCAUGGGAGGGGAAAAGUUAAGCUGAUGAUGGGUUUCUAAAUAGUUCGUCUUCGUGUCCUAUUGCCAUCAGGCCUCUCCUGCAGAAACAGCCAGCUGCUUGCCUUGGGGCUUCUGCAUAAUCGUUAAAUGUUAAUUAUAGAAGAGUUUCUGGAGGCUGCUUGAUCCCCAGUCACUCCUGGGGCUUGGUGAAUUCCCAUACUCCAGAGUGUCUAUCAACAUUAAUUACGGGUCAUUACUCACGGGACUGAACCAGAUUCCUCUCGAGUCGGGAGCUGAAAGAACUCGUCCGGUAUCUUGCUAGGGGCAGGAACAAAAGCAGGAGGCUCUGGCGCAGACACUAGAGGGAGGCAAUGGCCCGUGCUGCCAGCUCUGGAGCUGCAGGGCUUGUGCUGUGAGCGGGAGGGAGAAGCCUGCCCGCUCCAUGGAGAAACGGGCACCGACCGCUCCCUGCCAUGGCCUGAGUGAGUCCUGGAUGAAGAUGGGGAGCGCCCGGGGCUUUUAAUCCUUUCCCUCCCGCAGCCUCUUCUAAGGAAAAUGCACCUAAAAUAGUUGGAGAGUUUUGGAGGCAGAUUCGGCCGUAAGCACCGUCUUCGGCGUGGGUCCUGCUGGUGUUUUUUGGGACUUGGGACGUUGCAAGUGAGGGAGAAACAACAGCAGCAAAAAGAGUAAGUGUCAGCUUUGUAAUAAAUGACCUGGUGACUGCUGAACGGGGAAAGUGCUGCUUCUGGAAGGGAAGUCAAAAACAAGAGGUGGAUUUCUAAACCCUCAGACUUCCAGUAAAGAAAUUCCAAAUAAUUCUGAAAGAUGUCAGUGCUUAGGCUAGGUCUGGUUAUCACCUAGCUCCCUGUGUCGUGGUCCUUCUGGCUGCCUGGCUCGGAUGCAACGCAGGUAUUGCUGUUACCUGAAUGCUGCUUUCUUACAAGCGGUUAAAAUUUGUAUGGUUAAAAUAAUUACUGUGGAGUAAAGUGGAGUAGUGUCCCUAAAAUGUAAAAUACGUGGUUUAAGUGUGUAUCCUUUUCGGAGUAUAAUCCAAUUUAUGCACUUCUGACAUUUUUAUAUCUGUCUUGGCACACUGACUUUAUGAAGUGGGAUGUCUGUGAAUGACAAAAUGCACGUACUGUAAACAUGGUUCAGUGGCAGCACGGUUCCCUUUUCCCCUCCUUGGUGCUCAUUGGAAGGUCAACAUUCUGAACACCUUGAAAAAAGAGAUUUAAAAAAUGAUGAUUUUUUUAAAAUUUUGUUUCUUUCCCUCCCUGAAAUUGUCCUCGUUGAAUCUGUUAAUACCAAAUCAUUUAUUUUUAUAUGUAUACAGAUACGUUUAUAUUACUUUCUAUCCUGAUAUGCAUCUUUAGAAAAGCAUCUAUGUUGUCUAGGCAUUCAGAAAAUACUCCACAGUUCUGUGGUUUUUCCUCCUUAUGAGCAAACUUUUGCUACCUGUGACAAAACAUUGUAAAAUAAAGCAGAAAAACCCCA
This is a messenger RNA of Cygnus atratus (black swan), 4391 nucleotides long. RefSeq names its product MYD88 innate immune signal transduction adaptor (gene MYD88). Gene Ontology annotation, cellular component: plasma membrane. Bases 61 to 957 code for a protein of 298 amino acids. The transcript is spliced from 5 exons. Lineage: Eukaryota; Metazoa; Chordata; Aves; Anseriformes; Anatidae. Gene Ontology annotation, biological process: defense response to Gram-positive bacterium; positive regulation of canonical NF-kappaB signal transduction; Toll signaling pathway. Gene Ontology annotation, molecular function: Toll-like receptor binding; TIR domain binding. The record is from RefSeq and is a predicted model, not a curated record.